GCCGCUCACGGCCAGUGUCAGAGCGAAAGUCACUUUAGGUUAGAGCUGCGGUAACGCGCCUGUGCUGCCGUCCCCUGCAUCUCACAAAUAUGAAGAAUCUACAUUUGAAGGAUUUCUUCUGGAACUCUGACCUGACCUGCACUGGUGGCUAUGAUGCCAUCAUCCAGUAUCUCAACGAUGGAAAGAGGACAUGCAAGGAGUUGGAGGAUUUCAUGAAAGCUAGGGCCUCAAUUGAAGAGAAGUAUGCCAAAGAUCUCCUCGGUUUGUCCAAGAAGGUGUGUGGACACAAUGAGAUGAACACAUUAAAAAGAUCCCUGGAUGUGUUCAAAUUACAAACCGAACAUGUGAGUCUCUCACACUUACAGCUGGCACAGAGCAUGAAGGAUGAGGCCAAGAAACUGGAAGAAUUCAGAGAGAAGCAGAAGGAAGUGAGGAAAAAGAUAGAACAACAGAUGGAUGCUCUCCACAAACAGAAGUCUUCACAGUUCAAGAGGACUAUGGAUUCAAAGAAGACGUAUGAGCAGAAGUGCCGAGAUAAAGAAGAAGCAGAUCAGAAUGUGAACCGAAACACAAACACCAACAACACCAAGCACAUUGAGAAGCUCUACUCAAAAGCACAGCAAGCAAAACAGAAUGCAGAAGAAGCAGACAGGUUAUACUAUCAGAGUGUGACCACACUGGGAAAGAUUAGAGAUGAAUGGAUGAAGGAGCAUGUCAAGGCCUGUGAGAUCUUUGAAAAACAGUCAGUGGAGCGAAUCAGCUUUCUGAGAAAUACAGUCUGGACUCACCUAAACCAACUUUCCCAGCAGUGUGUGACCUGUGAUGAGCUGUACGAGGAAGUGAGAAAGUCACUGGAACAGUGUGACGUCCAGGAAGAUAUUGAACACUUUGUAAACCUAAGGCAGACAGGAGAUAAACCACCAGCUCCGGUUGUGUAUGAGAACUUUUACAGUGGUCAGAGGUCUCCCACUGGACCUCCACCCCCUCGGCAGCCUCCACCAAUCAUCAGGAGGGGACCGUUACCUGAUCCAGCAAACAAAGAAGAAACAGUCUACUCAACAGUGCAGGACCCCGGUUACAGUGUUAUCCAGUACUAACACACAGAUCGUCUGGAGCAGCUACUGCAUGUCCUGUGCUGUGCUGGAGCUUUGUAACCUACUUCUUCCUUUGUGUUUUCCUGUGUGAGAUACUUAUCAGGUGGAAAGUAGGUGUCAUAACUGUUAAGAUAGUUAAGAUAUGGUUGUGUGACAUUUUGAACAUGUAUCACUGUGUUAUAAACAGUACAGAGGACAUCCUUAUUUUAAUGGGGGUUUUUACUCAGUAGCUUGAUUAAAUUGAAAUUCUGUGCUACGAUACAAAAGUGACGUGAAUUCUGUAUAAACUUUAAACACUUUCUCUGUCCCGAUAUAGAGCCUAUUUAUUACAACAAGGCUCUAUAUACUGCAAAACUGCAUCUAAAUUUAUCUUAAGUCCUUUGUGGUUCUCAACUGUAGAGAGAAAGAGAUUCACAAAACAAGAAAUGAGUCAUCUGCUUACCUGUUUUCGUUUCCUCUUACAUGUGAGAGUUGUCAGCGAUCUUGUGGGUGUCCAGUAUACAGAUUACCAGAAACCCAGUUUUUCUUCAUAUUCCAGGUAAUUUCCUGUACUUGGUCACUUCACUUGCAUCCUGACAUUUUGAAAGUCUUGUAGUUAAGUUCAUGUGCUGAACAAUAGAUAAGAUAAUUUCCAUUGUAAGAAGUUCUACAUUGACAUUCAAGUAAUUAAAAUGCAUACGUGUGAUGAGGAAGCACAAUAUUUUCUAGAUACUGAUUGAUGAAUGUUGGAAUUUUUUCACUAUGAUUUUGGUUAUUUUAUGUUAGUAACACCUAAUUUGUAGGAGAUGAGACAAACUGUGACUGAGUUUGAAACUGCAGGAGGAAAGGGGGAUUAAAUGGUCACUGUGCAGUGGACCCGGUGAUCUGUGGUUAACGUGUGGCAGCAGUUACUCUGUUUGCAGUUUAUCUUCUUAUUUCCAUGAUCCUUCCUAGCAGGUCAAGUGGUGAUACAGCAGGGCAUUUUCAUACCUGAUUUGACUUCAUCUGGUAUGUAAUUUUGACUAUCAACGUGAAUAGUUAAAUUUAAAAUUAGCAUAGCUUUAUUUCCACCAUAUUUGGCAACAUCAUUAUCUCAUUAUUGAUUAUUACCUUCAAAAUUCAGGAUGUCCUUUUGCAUUUUAUAUUAUACAGUCCUCCUCAAUGUGAGUAAAGAGAUCCUGGUAAGUGUCAGUUCAUCCUUAGGACGCCUGCAUCUGUCCAGUGGGUGCUGUUUGUCUGCAGGCGUUAGUCCUGAAUAGGAGAACUGAAAUGGGAAGCACUUUGUCAGCAGGACUCCCUGGCGAGGAGCCUGUUGAUAACGUGUGAAAGGGUCCUGGUUUGUAGGUUCUUCCGUGGCAAAUGGCUCGUUUGAUGGUCCAAUUAUCACACAGAGUGUUCUGAUUUGAU
Toxotes jaculatrix (banded archerfish) is the source of this 2480-nucleotide messenger RNA. It is a transcript of the gene pstpip2, whose product is annotated as proline-serine-threonine phosphatase interacting protein 2. Lineage: Eukaryota; Metazoa; Chordata; Actinopteri; Toxotidae. The coding region runs from base 90 to 1097 and encodes 335 amino acids. Gene Ontology annotation, cellular component: cytoplasm; actin filament; plasma membrane. The transcript has 14 exons. Gene Ontology annotation, molecular function: actin filament binding. Gene Ontology annotation, biological process: actin filament polymerization. The record is from RefSeq and is a predicted model, not a curated record.